Didymodactylos carnosus is the source of this 468-nucleotide messenger RNA. The record is from the annotation of a GenBank genome assembly. Lineage: Eukaryota; Metazoa; Rotifera; Eurotatoria; Philodinida; Philodinidae.
AUGUUUCCAAAUCCAGCUAGUCCAAGUUCAUUUUAUAUGUGUGCGAAUGGUUAUGCAUAUUUACAACAAUGUCCAUCAACGUUAGUUUGGUCUAAUGAUGAUCAACGUUGCGAUUAUGAAGAAAAUGUAGUUACAACAACAACGGUCGAAUGCUUAAGUUAUGAAGUUUCGUAUAAUGGUCAUUGUUAUUAUUUGGAUGGAUCAGGUGGUCGGUGUGCUCCAUAUUAUAGUCGUGCAUCAACAGAUAUACUGUCAAUUAUAGCUUCCAAAUUUAUUGGUAAAAAUUAUAAAAGUAUAAUUUCUGAUAAUUGUUGUGUAUGGACAAGUGAUACUUAUCAAACAUUUGGAAUGAAUGCUGAUUGUAAUACAAUGGGACCAUUUAAAGAAGGACCUUUAUCGCCAGGUGGUGGUUGUAGAAAUGCAACCAAUCGUCAUCCCAAACAACUAACGUUUUGUGGUAGGGAUUAA